Messenger RNA from Sporisorium graminicola, 1404 nucleotides. RefSeq lists its product as uncharacterized. The transcript is spliced from 2 exons. The record is from RefSeq and is a predicted model, not a curated record. The coding region runs from base 1 to 1404 and encodes 467 amino acids. Lineage: Eukaryota; Fungi; Basidiomycota; Ustilaginomycetes; Ustilaginales; Ustilaginaceae.
AUGAGUGCCGUCCAGCGCAAAAAGUUCACCCAACGCAACGUCUUUUACCUGCGAGCUUCACCCUACGUCGUCCUCCAGACCAUCCUCUAUCUCGACUACCGCCAUGUAGAAUGGAUGAACCUCAACCCUUCCAUCCUCACACAGGUGCUCUCGAUACUACGCACACGCAUCAUGCCCAAGCUGCGCAAAGAGUCUGACUCUUCGGGCAAGCUUUCGGCCAUGAGCAAGAAGGAGCGAGUCGACGUGUACUCCGAUCGCGACUUUCAGGUGGCCUACUUCUUCAGGAGGAUGGACGAUCGACAUUCCGUGCUGCUCAAGGAGAAGAGUCUGGUGUUUCCGAGCGAUCCGAGCUUAGGGGAGGUCAAGUUGGAAGAGGAGGGAGAGGGAAAUCUGCAUGCACCCAUCCCGAGAGCUACACCAGCUCCAGGGAGGGCGGCUAGUGUUGUGGCUGCGACAGGUGUGCAAGAUGGGGGGAGCAGCGCACAGCCGGUUCGCAUCAAAGACUCGCCAGAUGCGCAAGAAGCAAUCACGUCCUCACCCAAUGCGAGCAUGGCAGCGCUGUCUGGAGCCGAUGACAACGAUGACAACGCGCUGUUCAGAGGAGGAGGGGCCGCAGAGGAGGAUCAAGAUGCAGUGUCCAUGCCUCCUCCAGCAACCAGCAGUAGUACACGACGAACAAGAGCCAGCAGCAGUGUCAACAAUGAUACAGGUCGACGCUCAAAACGAGUUCGCAUCCAAGAGGAUGUCGAUGUCAAACCGGACCCCUCUGCUGCUUUGGAAGUGGACCAGUCGACAGCAGAGCGAGGACAGAGCGACGAUCAGCCUGGCACCGAAGAUGCAGCCAUCGUAAUUACAGAGGAAGACGAAGAAAAGAUGAAGCCUAAAUUGCACGUCAAGUAUGCCGGUUUCCGGAUCUUUGGCAAACUCCUCGUGCUCGUGGUCGAGCCCUCCAAACGCACUCUUGCUGCGCAUCCCGAGCUGUUUGGCGAGAAAAAGACGGUUGAGAUUCGCCAGCUCUCGGUGGCUCCGCGAUCCAUGACGCCAGGCAUCGCCAACAACCGCUCGGGCUCGGUGCAGGGCCGGUUCACGUCGCUUGAGCCUGCAGAGCGAUCGAGUCGAAAUGCGAGCGUGGGUAGGGGCGCGACUCCGCUCUUUCGUGGUGCGACACCCGCUGACAGUGAGGCAGGGAGCACUCCCGGCCCGAUGCGAGGCUCUGUGACACCAGCACCCCGUGGAACAAGCGUGCUGGAUAAUGAUGCAGUUGGCAUGGUAGAAGGUCAGGAAGGAGAGGCAGACGACGAUGGACCGACGAUAGGCGAACUUGAAGGGAUCGAGCUGGCCACGCAGAUGCUCGCGAGAGAGGAGCAGACCAUGGGCGGUAAUGAUAUCGAAGAGGGAGACUGA